AUGGACAUAGAGGGGUUAGCGACUCAGAAGACAGGGCUAGUAAGCCACGAGGGGGACUUCCUCAGGAUCGCUAACGAGUAUUUUACUCCUUAUUAUCAGCCACUGAUACGUUGGGUCGACCGAUUACGGAAAGUUGUCUUUCCAAAUCGUGGAAGGUGGGAGAGAGAGGACACAGGGCCAUAUUUUCAGAUGCGGCAGAUCCUUCAAGAAGCCCAAAUGGAUCCGGCUAUCUAA
Molecule: messenger RNA, 234 nt
Organism: Podospora pseudocomata
Lineage: Eukaryota; Fungi; Ascomycota; Sordariomycetes; Sordariales; Podosporaceae
Exons: 1
Coding region: 1-234 (77 amino acids)
Source: RefSeq, a predicted model, not a curated record